Molecule: messenger RNA, 3657 nt
Organism: Toxotes jaculatrix (banded archerfish)
Lineage: Eukaryota; Metazoa; Chordata; Actinopteri; Toxotidae
Gene: myt1a
Product: myelin transcription factor 1a
Exons: 21
Coding region: 1-3657 (1218 amino acids)
Biological process (GO): regulation of transcription by RNA polymerase II
Cellular component (GO): nucleus
Molecular function (GO): RNA polymerase II cis-regulatory region sequence-specific DNA binding; zinc ion binding; DNA-binding transcription factor activity, RNA polymerase II-specific
Source: RefSeq, a predicted model, not a curated record
AUGAGCCAAGACGUUACAGAGGCACGAACACGAACCCGCUCCAAAGGCAUCCGGGUGCAAUCAGAAGUUGUGGGACAAGAGAUGAAGCAGGAGUUGAGUAGCAGCUGUCCCACCCCUGGAUGUGACGGCAAAGGCCACGUCAGCGGAAGAUACUCGCGACAUAGAAGUGUUCUGGGAUGCCCGAUUGUGAAGAAAAGGAAACUCGAGGAGGCUGAGGCUGAGGAGAGCCAGUCCGCUCCCAAGAGAAGGAACCAGCCGGCCAAACAGGCAGCCGACGAUGGCUUCACCGCAGACAGUGAUGCAGCAGAAGAGGAGGAGGAGCAGAAGGAAGAGGAAGAGGAGGAGGAGGAAGACCUCAAAGAGAAAAGAAAGAACAAAACAAAAACCAGGCCAGAGUCAAUACAAAGUGAGCAAAACCAAACCAGAAACAAGGACACAGAGACGGCAGAGACAGCGGUUUGUCGUCCGCCUGAGGACGACAAGAAUCAAAGUGUCUUGUCAGAGGCUGGGAAUACAACUGACAGUGAGAAAACUAGUGAGGAAGUGAAGCCGGUAACACUCACUGAUGAUCAUCAGCAGGAGGAAACAGAGACAAAGGAGAAAGAGGAAGGUCAACUGCUGACUAAGGACCAGGCAUCAGACCAACCUGAAGAAGGGAUGGGGGUUACUGAGCUUACACAGACAAAAGAAGAGGAGGACGAGGAAGCAGCAGCAGAAGAACAAGGACAAAAGGAAGAGCAGCGAGAACAACAAGAGAGGCAAGAGAAUAUUGCAGAGGAGAGGGAGGUAGAAAGACAGAUGAUAAGCCAGGAAAACUCUGAUCACCAAUACUCCAGUGGCGACUACACCCAUCAGGUCAAAGAAUCAACAGCGGAGCAGAAUAAGAGGGAGGAACAAGAGGAGGAGGAGGAGGAAGAGGAGGAGGAAGGAGAGGAAGAGGAAGAAGGGGAGGAAGAAGACGAGGGAGAAGAAAGGGAGGUCCACCACGAGGCUGACACUCCCUACACUUUGAGUCCACACACUCAGGGAUCUGAAGCCGAGGUGUCACUCAGGGAAGAGAAGGUCUGCACCCCCAUGACUGAGGAAGGGGAGGAGGAUGAAGAGCAGGAGGAGGACAGAGAGGAAGAGGAGGACGAGCGGCACGGGAAGGAAGCAGGCGAGGUGGUAGAGGAGGAAGAGGAAGACCCAGACUCCAGCAAAGCCUCUCCGACUACAGUGGUCAUAGAAGUCCACUCUGAGGAGGAUGACGAGGAGGAUGAGGAGGAGGAGGUGGAGGAGGAGGAUGAGGAGGAGGAGGAAGAGGAGGAGGAGGAGGAGGAGGAGGAAGAGGGAGAAGAGCAGGACCGUGCUUCAGAAGGCUCAGGAAUCACGGACGACUCCGAGAACUGGGACAUGACUCGAGGGAACCUGGGGCUGCUAGAGCAGGCCAUCGCCCUGAAAGCAGAAGAGGUGAAGGGGGGUAACGAGGCCCGGAGCUCCCCAGAAUAUCAACCAUACAGCACCUCCAGCAAGGGCUCUGAGCCUGCCAAUCUGGCCCGCCGCACUGCUCACUACAGCAAAGAGAAAAAGGAAGUGAAGUGUCCUACCCCAGGGUGUGAUGGGACAGGUCACGUGACCGGGCUGUACCCUCACCAUCGCAGUCUGUCUGGAUGUCCUCACAAAGACCGAAUCCCUCCAGAGAUCCUGGCCAUGCAUGAGAACGUCUUGAAGUGUCCGACCCCUGGCUGCACAGGCCAAGGUCAUGUCAACAGUAACCGCAACACACACCGCAGUCUGUCCGGCUGCCCCAUCGCAGCAGCAGCUAAACUGAACAAGAACCAGGACAAGCAGGUCCAUUUACAGGCCUCAGCCAGUGAACCCUCUUCCAACUCAGACAGAGUGCUCAGGCCCAUGUGUUUUGUGAAACAGCUGGAGAUCCCUCAGUACGGCAGCUACCGGCCCAACACGGUGACCACCACGCCUCGAGCUAACCUGGCUAAGGAGCUGGAGAAGUACUCCAAGGUGUCUUUUGACUAUGCAAGCUUUGAUGUCCAGGUGUUUGGAAAACGUAUGCUCGUUCCAAAGACACCUAGCACUGCUGAAACAUCACCCAAAGCCUUCAAAUCUAAAUCAUUCCCUAAGGCCUCCUCCCCCAGUCACAGUGUGUCUGGAGGAUUUUCUAAGAGCACCUCGUCCUCCAGUGGUUAUGACUAUAGCCAAGAUGCAGAGGCAGCCCACAUGGCGGCAACAGCCAUCCUCAACCUGUCCACCCGCUGCUGGGAGAGACCCGAGACUCUCAGCACGAAGCCCAGGGAGCCCUGCACCAAGGAGUCAGACAUUGAAGUGGAUGAAAACGGCACUUUGGACCUCAGCAUGAAGAAGACCAAGAGGGAGGGCAUGCAGUCUCCAGAACCUUCAUCCUCCUCAUCUUCAUCCUCUCAACACAUCAGAGUCACCUUGCCUCAGGGCCACACUCAGCCAGAAUGGGAGGGGCCGCUGGACUUCACCAAACCAAGUGGAGUCAAAGAGGAAGACCACGAAGAGGUGGAGUAUACGGCUCCCUCGUACACCUCAUCUGAUGGUGAGGAAGAGGACCAGGAGAACCUGGAGGACAGGAAGUACCCCGGUGAGGUCACCACCAGCAGCUUCAAGGUCAAGUUUCAGCCCAAAGACAGCAAAAAAGACAUUCUUGUAUGUCCCACCCCAGGCUGUGAUGGCAGUGGACACAUUACUGGCAACUACGCAUCACAUCGAAGUCUGUCAGGCUGUCCUCUUGCUGAUAAAUCACUUCGGACCCUCAUGGCUGCCCACACAGCUGAACUAAAGUGUCCAACUCCAGGUUGUGAUGGAUCAGGCCACAUCACCGGAAACUAUGCUUCACACAGAAGUCUGUCUGGAUGCCCCAGAGCCAAGAAGAGCGGGGUCAAAUCAACCCCCACCAAGGAUGACAAGGAAGACUCUGAGCUGCUGAGGUGUCCUGUUCCUGGCUGUGACAGUCUGGGCCACAUCAGCGGGAAGUACGCCACUCACCGCAGUGCCUACGGCUGUCCACUGGCAGCGCGCCGCCAGAAGGAAGGUCUCCUCAACGGCACCCCCUUCUCCUGGAAGGCCUUCAAGACUGAAGGCCCGACCUGCCCAACGCCCGGCUGCGAUGGCUCUGGCCACGCUAACGGCAGUUUCCUGACACACCGCAGUCUGUCAGGUUGUCCCAGAGCGUCGGCCAACAAGAAGAAAGCCAAGUUCCCUGGAGACGAGUAUAUCACUGCAAAGUUCAGAGCCAGUGAUGUUUUGGACAACGAUGAGGACAUCAAGCAGCUCAACAAGGAGAUCAACGAGCUGAACGAGUCCAACUCCGAGAUGGAGAGCGACAUGAUGAACCUGCACACUCAGAUCUCUUCAAUGGAGAAGAACCUGAAGAGCAUGGAGGAGGAGAAUAAGCAGAUUGAGGAAAGGAACGAGGCCUUGUUCCUGGAACUAUCUGGACUGAGUCAGGCCCUGAUCCGCAGCCUGGCCAAUAUCCGCCUGCCCACCAUGCAGGAGCCGCUGUCAGAGCAGAACUUCGACAGCUACGUGGAAACCCUGACCCACAUGUUUACCAACAAAGACUGCUACCAGAACCCUGAGAACCGGGCUCUGCUCGAGUCCAUCAAUCAGGCUGUGAAGGGCAUCGAGGUGUGA